Messenger RNA from Mus musculus (house mouse), 3719 nucleotides. RefSeq names its product heparan sulfate 6-O-sulfotransferase 1 (gene Hs6st1). The coding region runs from base 259 to 1494 and encodes 411 amino acids. The transcript is spliced from 2 exons. The record is from RefSeq and is marked validated. NCBI's taxonomy places the organism in Eukaryota, Metazoa, Chordata, Mammalia, Rodentia, Muridae. Gene Ontology annotation, biological process: neuron development. Gene Ontology annotation, molecular function: sulfotransferase activity; heparan sulfate 6-sulfotransferase activity. Gene Ontology annotation, cellular component: membrane.
GCUUUGCGGGCGGGUGCGGGCGCGCGCGGCUGCGGGGCGCUGUGGCGGGGGCCGGGCUGUACGCUAGCCGAGCCGGGAUCGGGGCGGGGAGCAGCCACGGCGCCGCCGAGGCCCGGGGCCCGCGACGCUGCGCACAGCCUGGGCGCCGAGUAGCCGGGCCGGGCCGGAGCGCGGGCGGCGGUGGCGGCGGCGGUGGCGGAGCAGCUGCGCCCCCCGCCCUCCCAGGCCCGGCGCCCGGGCCGCUGGCGAUGGUGACACAUGCGGCGGCGGCGCGCCGGCGGCAGGACCAUGGUUGAGCGCGCCAGCAAGUUCGUGCUGGUGGUGGCGGGCUCGGCGUGCUUCAUGCUCAUCCUUUACCAGUACGCGGGCCCGGGGCUGAGUCUGGGCGCGCCCGGUGGCCGCGUGCCCCCCGACGACCUGGAUCUCUUCCCCACGCCGGACCCACAUUACGAGAAAAAGUACUACUUCCCGGUGCGCGAGCUGGAGCGCUCGCUGCGCUUCGACAUGAAGGGCGACGACGUGAUCGUCUUCCUGCACAUCCAGAAGACCGGCGGCACCACCUUCGGCCGCCACCUAGUGCAGAACGUGCGCCUCGAGGUGCCCUGCGACUGUCGCCCGGGCCAGAAGAAGUGCACCUGCUAUCGGCCCAAUCGCCGCGAGACCUGGCUCUUCUCUCGCUUCUCCACGGGCUGGAGCUGCGGGCUGCACGCUGACUGGACCGAACUCACCAACUGUGUGCCCGGUGUGCUAGACCGCCGCGACCCAGCAGGUCUGCGUUCGCCCAGAAAGUUCUACUACAUCACCCUGCUGCGAGACCCCGUAUCCCGCUACCUGAGUGAAUGGCGACAUGUACAGCGUGGGGCCACGUGGAAGACCUCCUUGCACAUGUGUGACGGGCGCACACCGACCCCAGAGGAGCUGCCGCCCUGCUACGAGGGCACAGACUGGUCGGGCUGCACGUUGCAGGAGUUCAUGGAUUGCCCCUAUAACCUGGCUAACAACCGGCAGGUGCGCAUGCUGGCCGACCUCAGCCUGGUGGGCUGCUACAACCUAUCUUUCAUCCCCGAGAGCAAGCGGGCCCAGUUGCUGCUGGAGAGCGCCAAGAAGAACCUGCGAGGCAUGGCCUUCUUCGGCCUCACUGAGUUCCAGCGCAAGACGCAGUACCUAUUUGAGCGGACGUUCAACCUCAAGUUCAUCCGGCCAUUCAUGCAAUACAACAGCACGCGGGCGGGCGGUGUGGAGGUGGAUGAGGACACUAUCCGCCACAUCGAGGAGCUCAACGACCUGGACAUGCAGCUGUAUGACUAUGCCAAGGACCUCUUUCAGCAGCGUUACCAGUACAAGAGACAGCUGGAGCGCAGGGAACAGCGCCUGCGCAAUCGCGAAGAGCGCCUCCUGCACCGCUCCAAGGAAGCGCUGCCACGGGAGGACCCAGAAGAGCCGGGCCGUGUGCCCACCGAGGACUACAUGAGCCAUAUCAUUGAGAAGUGGUAGUAGUGUCAGGGGCAGAGAGUGAUGGGCACGAUUUAACAGGGAAAGAAAUGGGGCCAACAGUUCUUCCUGUUCGGUGCAGCGGGUGCUAGUAGGAUGCCCUAGUCCUUGAUGGGGCAGGGUAGGACCUCUGGGGCAGAUGGCCUCCCUGCUCUUCUGGCCCCCAUGUCAUAGUUAAAACUGACAAGGAUUUGAAAAAGACUGGCGAGGGAACGUGUCUGCUUAGCCGAGACUCCCAUACCUACUAUGCACGCACUGGCCCCCAACGACCAGCCCCCUAGGAACGUGUUACUAGCUCCUAAUAGCUUGGUUGAAGCUCCUUGGCCUCUGAGGACCCCUAAUAACCCAGAAUCUUGGGGAGCCCUUUCCUUUGAGAAUACAAGCAUGUCUCUGAGGCAUCCUCAGACCUGGAGUGCUCCCCAACCCCCACCUAUCAAAGCUGCUUUCAAGGUCAGGGUCAGCCCCAGCUGUGGCAGAGAAGACUCAAGUCUGGUGCCUGGCCUCUGCACUGUCUGGAGCAUGAUCAGAAUCCACGGUGUAUCCUGGCUUUAGGGGAACCAGGUUCAAGCAGGAAAGGGAUGGACACCAAGAGGUCUUCCCCCCACCCCCAGCUCCCCACCAAUCCCUAUGCUUUCUGAUGCACUGCCCCUCCCCCAUCACUGAAACAUUUAUACAAGGGCUUGUGUGCCAAUGUUCCUACCAUACCAGCAACUCUUUCUAUCCCGUGAAUAAAAGCAUCCCUUGGCUGGGAUAUAGGGCCACAUCAACCUGAGUUGGUACUGGGUGGCCAGGAUGGGGACUUUCCCAUUCUCAGCUGAGGUUGGAAGAAACCACUCUGGGUGUCCUUUCUGGGACCUGUCUGCAUAACCCUCCCCAUCCUGGCUCUCCUGCAUCUUCUUACCCUUUACAAAGUCUGACCCGGCCAUUUCCAGCAGACCUGUGAGCCAGCCAGGGACCGGACUAGAAGCCAUGUUGCAUAUUGGGGUUUUUGUUUGUUUGUUUUUUAAGCACUUACCAAGUGCCCUAUCCCUGGCAGGCCCCUAGUGGGGGUGUCGUGGCUUUUUUCAGAGUCUAUAAGCAUGCAGCCAUGGGUUGUGAGCUGACCUUGAGACAGGACGGGUCCCACACUCCCUGCCUCUGUCUCACUCAACACUCAGGCUAAGAAGGAGCGGGUCACCACAGACAAGAGUGGGGCCAUAUGUAGCACAGCAAUAUUCCAGAUGCUGGUGGGUAUUGCUGCUGCCCUAGAGCAAUGGCUUAAUCUUCACACAUGUGUGGUGUGGCACCAGGCACUUGACCUUGGGGGGUCUACAAGCAAGAUGAGUUCUGAUAGGCACAGUCCAGCCCAGUCUAGCACCACCUUUUAUGGUAGUUGAUCACUCUGAGGAGGUGGGUAGCAAGAUGAAUUAGGAGGUCAAGGUCACUGAGAGGAAUUUGUUUAGAUGCCCAGUUUAGAGUGAAUAGAUAUCUGCGGGGAACCUGGGGCAUUUUGGGGAACCCUGGGGUCUUUUACAGGUCAUGUUGGUUGCUGCUGCUUCUGUCAGGAAGUACCCUAGCUCCACGUACUCCCCGCCCCCCGCCGCCCCCUUCACAACCUUAUGUGUACAUGACCUGAACAUAGGAUCUGUUCUAUACAUACUGGAAUAUGUUUUAACAUAUGCCCCACCAUCCUGACUCACACGGAAGCACGGGUCUCUUCUCAAUCUUUGCUGCAUUUGGAAAAUGUUCCCUCCCAUCUCAGGCCAGCGCCAUGUCGAGGCAUCUUCAGUCCACCCCUGCCUAAGGCUCAGGCUACCUGCUUUGGGGCACAGCUUCCUGGUACUCACAGCAUCUCAGAACAGGGUGCUUCCCUCUGCCUCCAGCUCCAAGGACUCUGCCUACAGGAGUGUGCCUUGGGGCUGAAAGGCCAUGCAAACACAACAAACUAAUAACUCAGUCCCAAAGCACCCUGCAGCCCUGCAGACACCCCCCCCCUCCAAGAGUGGGAGGCAGGGACCACAGAACUGUCCAGCCAACACGUCUGAACUGGAACUGUUCCACUUGAACCCGGGAGCUUUAAAGCUUUAUUUAUUUAUAGCUUCUUAUUAAAAAUUUAAAAAAAGCGUUGAGGAGGAAUCCUUUGGUUAUUCAUACGGAAUUGAUGAUGGAAAAGCAACUGGUUGUCUUCUAAUUGUCUUUGUCUAGAUGGAAACUGAACCUUAGCAGAUGAAUAAACCCUGAAAAGGUCA